UUACAUGCCAAGCCUUCAAGAUGAUGUCCAUGAACAGCAAACAGCCACAUUUUGCCAUGCAUCCCACCCUACCUGAGCACAAAUACCCCUCUCUACACUCCAGCUCGGAAGCAAUAAGAAGAGCAUGUCUACCAACUCCACCGCUGCAGAGCAAUAUCUUCGCCAGCCUCGAUGAGACCCUGCUGGCGCGGGCCGAGGCUCUUGCCGCCGUCGACAUCGCCGUCUCGCAGGGCAAGAGCCACCCGUUCAAGCCGGACGCCACUUACCACACCAUGAACAGCGUGCCCUGCACCUCCACCUCCACCGUGCCCCUGGCGCACCACCACCAUCACCACCACCAUCACCACCAGGCGCUGGAGCCCGGCGACCUCCUCGACCACAUCACCUCCCCCUCCCUGGCGCUCAUGCCCGGCGGAGGCGGCGGAGGCGGCGGCGGCGGAGGCCACGAUGGGGCGGGCGGCGGAGGCGGCGGGGCCGGCGGCGGCGGGGGCGGCGGCGGCGGGGGAGGCGGCGGCGGCGGCGGCCUCAUCUCCACCUCGGCCCACCCGCACUCGCACAUGCACGGCCUGGGCCAUCUCUCGCAUCCGGCCGCCAUGAACAUGCCGUCGGGGCUGCCGCACCCGGGGCUGGUGGCCGCUCACCAUGGGGCCGCGGGACAGGUGGCCUCGGCGGCGGCGGUGGUAGGGGCGGCCGGCUUGGCCUCCAUCUGCGACUCGGACACGGACCCGCGGGAGCUGGAGGCCUUCGCUGAGCGCUUCAAGCAGCGCCGCAUUAAGCUGGGGGUGACCCAGGCCGACGUGGGCUCGGCGUUGGCCAACCUGAAGAUCCCGGGGGUGGGGUCCCUCAGCCAGAGCACUAUCUGCCGCUUCGAGUCCCUCACCCUCUCCCACAACAACAUGAUAGCCCUCAAACCCAUCCUGCAGGCUUGGCUGGAGGAGGCCGAGGGCGCUCAGCGGGAAAAAAUGAACAAGCCUGAGCUCUUCAACGGGGGCGAGAAGAAGCGCAAGCGGACUUCUAUCGCCGCCCCGGAGAAGCGCUCCCUGGAGGCUUACUUCGCCGUCCAGCCCCGGCCCUCCUCCGAGAAGAUCGCCGCCAUCGCCGAGAAAUUGGACCUCAAAAAGAACGUGGUGCGGGUUUGGUUUUGCAACCAGAGACAGAAGCAGAAACGGAUGAAAUUUUCCGCCACCUACUAG
This is a messenger RNA of Apus apus (common swift), 1193 nucleotides long. It is a transcript of the gene POU4F1, whose product is annotated as POU class 4 homeobox 1. NCBI's taxonomy places the organism in Eukaryota, Metazoa, Chordata, Aves, Apodiformes, Apodidae. The record is from RefSeq and is a predicted model, not a curated record. Gene Ontology annotation, biological process: regulation of transcription by RNA polymerase II. The coding region runs from base 21 to 1193 and encodes 390 amino acids. Gene Ontology annotation, molecular function: DNA-binding transcription factor activity, RNA polymerase II-specific; RNA polymerase II cis-regulatory region sequence-specific DNA binding. The transcript is spliced from 2 exons.